AUGGCCGAGCUGCCUCCCGGGUACCGCUUCUACCCCACGGAGGAGGAGCUGGUGCGCUUCUACCUCCGGCACAUGCUCGACGGCAGCCGCCGCGACGACAUCGAGCGCGUCAUCCCCGUCGCCGACGUCUGUUCCCUCGACCCGUGGCAGCUCCCAGAGGUGCACCGGGGCGCGUGCGCCGGCCACGGGGAGCCGUGGUUCUACUUCUGCGCGCGGCAGGAGCGGGAGGCGCGGGGCGGGCGGCCGAGCCGCACGACGCCGUCAGGCUACUGGAAGGCAGCGGGCACACCGGGGCUGGUCUACUCCGCCGGCGGCCACCCCGUCGGGACCAAGAAGACCAUGGUGUUCUACCGUGGCCGGGCGCCCGCCGGGGCCAAGACCAAGUGGAAGAUGAAUGAGUACAGGGCCUUCGACGAUGACGGCACCCAUGCCGAUGCCGCUGCUCCGGCACCAAACACUACUUUGGAGGUGCGGAGCGAGUUCAGCUUGUGCCGGCUGUACACGAGGUCAGGCAGCUUGAGGCAGUUCGAUCGCCGGCCUUGCACCGCCGUCGCAGGCAGCGGCGCCGAGGACCCGGCGUCGUCGUCCGCCGCGGCUGCGUCGGCGAAUGAGGUCUUUGAAAUGGGAAGGGGUCAGAAGAGGAAAAGGCAUGCAGCGAACGAUCACGCGCCAUCCAACGGCGACGCCUACCGCUCCGUGGUGCAGCAGCAGCAGCAGCAAGAGGUGGUGGGAGGCGCUGACGAGCAGCUCACCGCCGACGACAUGACCGACUGGGCAGAGCUUUUGCACUGGAUCGAAUAUAAGUGAUGAAGCUCUUCCACACAAAGAAGAAGAAGAGAGGAAGCUCUUAAAAAGUUUAUAAUUCAGUAAAGAAUCAAUUGGGAAAAUACACACUGAUGCUUUAGGCGAGCUACUUUUUUGUUUACAUUCUUCACAUGAGCUACUAAAUUCUUUUAUUCUUACAAAAAAUCGUCGUCACAACGUAUGCCACGACGAUGUCAUUCAGUUGUACAGUAGUAUUAUUUUCCCUGUGGAACUUAAACGCAGUUCCUUUUCAUCAAAGGAAAAUUUUCAAGUC
Messenger RNA from Hordeum vulgare subsp. vulgare (domesticated barley), 1078 nucleotides. RefSeq names its product NAC domain-containing protein 90-like. Gene Ontology annotation, biological process: regulation of DNA-templated transcription. Lineage: Eukaryota; Viridiplantae; Streptophyta; Magnoliopsida; Poales; Poaceae. The transcript is spliced from 3 exons. Gene Ontology annotation, molecular function: DNA binding. The record is from RefSeq and is a predicted model, not a curated record. Bases 1 to 807 code for a protein of 268 amino acids.